This is a messenger RNA of Agrilus planipennis (emerald ash borer), 596 nucleotides long. RefSeq lists its product as uncharacterized. The record is from RefSeq and is a predicted model, not a curated record. NCBI's taxonomy places the organism in Eukaryota, Metazoa, Arthropoda, Insecta, Coleoptera, Buprestidae. The coding region runs from base 51 to 566 and encodes 171 amino acids. The transcript is spliced from 3 exons.
UUGAUUAAGGUUAAGUUACAGUUAAGUUUACUUUUUGAAAACAGAAAAUAAUGACUGAUACAACUGAUAAUAAUGUUGUAUAUGCAAAGGACGCUAAAAUCUUCCAAGAAAUGCUAAUGGAUAUAGCAAAAAAUGUUGGAGAUAAAAUAACUUCAUGCAAGAAUGAAACUGACAACGCUAUUUCCUCUGAUACAAAACGAGCUAUAAAAAAAGCAUUUGUUGAAAAUAUCCACGAUAAACUGGAAAAAUUGAUACUGACAGAAAAUUUACAAGAAAAAUUUGCAGUUCUUAAUAAAUUAGCCCUCAGUGGUGAUUCACAACCUACAUGGAGGCCAACUACAGGGCAAAUUCCUCUUACAACCAUAAGAGGAAAAUAUUUAGAAGAAAAAAAAACCGAAUUAAUCAGCAAAGUUUCUGAAUUAAAAAAAGAGAGAAUAGAAUUACAAGAAGAAGUUAUGCAAAGACGUAAAAUUAUUGAGAAGCAAGUUAAACAAAUCCAAAAAUGCAAAGACACACUAAUAGCUGAAAUGCAAGAAGCUAAUUUAAAUUUAUUGAACUCUAUAUAAUUGAAAACAAAUAUAAUAUUUUUUAUACAA